UGGUUUGUUGGGAGUUGCAUUGUGGGUCCCUGAAAUUGAUCCAGUAAAUUGGAGAUGGCGCUGUGUACAGUGAAUGAGUUAGCAGCCAAAGUUUGGAGAGCACAGGAAAGUUAGUUGGAGAAGCGAUCUGCGAUUCGCAUUGCAGAUAUUUCCAGCAUAAAUGAAAUUUGAACACUGCUAUCCAGAGGACAAGAACAGAAAUAGAUUACAACAUUCUCUGUCAUAACUUGCGAAUUGUAUUCUUCUGGAAAACGCAGUUGCUUUGAUAAAUCUUAUCAGUGAUUGCUGCUACAUGGGUUAAAUUAAUAAUGUGCAUUUUGAAUGCAAUACCUUAGGACAGCUGCGGGACAUUUGUGCACUUUUUUGUAAAACGGCAUUAACUGUAUUUAAAAUGAAAUAUCGACUAGGAAAACACCUCUGAUUUGAAUGAAAAAAUGAACGACCCCCGAGUUGAUAAAGACUUUACACCGAUCUCCAGAAAACACCGACUCAUGGCCGCUGUUCUAGCCGGGGAAGAGAGCGCUUUACCCGGUAACAGUUCCAGAUCGGACCGUAAUGGCAUUGGGAUAGUUUAUUGCUUCAUUUGUGGUGGGGGUGUAACUCCUGGAAAAGAACUGAAACUUCAAGUUAAUUACCAGAUAGAGAACUUUCCGUUUUUCCCGUUUUUACAGCACCAGGAGCCAGCGCCGGGGGCUGAAGAAGUGACCCCAGAUGGAUGUGUCACAGUGUGCGCCGUGUGUCAGAGUUUUCUCGGGGAGCAGUGGAACUCCUUUGAAAGGACCAGGACCCCUAUAGAAAAGCGAAUGUACUGGCUGAAAAGACCCUAUCAGUGUGACUCAAGAAGGAUUCCCCAAGAAUGGAACACCUCCUACGACCUGGAAAGAAGGAUGAGCGUGAGUAGCCAAAAUUUUGACGCACGUGAAUCGGACUUUUCAUCCCUGUCUGAUAACGAAAAUAUGUCCGAUCAAGAGCUUGAUUUUGUUGACAGACCAGUCAUGCACAAAGAAAAGUGCACCAUAAUGCCCUCUAGCAACAAAACUUCUAAAGAAGGAGUUACAAAAUAUAACGACAUAAAAAGUUGCCAUGAUUCUCAGAUGGGAACGCGUUACCUUGUUGGUGGUUACGCCGCCCAGGACGCACAGAAAUCGGAUAGUGCUCUUCAGCCGGGCCGCUCUGUGCAAAGUAUGAAUCACGCAGCUCAAGCAUAUGUAUCGCUGGCUCACUUCCAGGAAUGCCUUCCACAGCGGUCCUAUGACACCCCUUCUUCCGAGACACCUGUGCAAGACAACGGAAUCAUUAUACGCAACAAGCAGCGGCUACCAGAGGAGAAUGCCAAGCAUCCAGACUCUCGCCAGCAUACUUUCGAUAGCAGCUGUAGUACUCGGGAUCCCCUUGUCAUGUUACAAAGUCAUAAAGUAGCAGCCGCUUCGUUAUCACCUGUCGGCGCAUUGAACGUUUCAGACCGCGGCGGCUAUUCCGACUCAGACAAUGAAAUAAACAUAACCAGCGAUAAUGAACAAGAAAAAGUGUUUGAUAUCACAAGCAGCAGGGAGCAUGUAAUAGCGCUCAACAGACAGAUAAGGGAGACUGGCAGUGUAAUAGCAAAGUCCCUGAGUAACAGCAAUGCGGUGGAGUGUGCCUGCUAUAUCUGUGGAAGUAAACUAUCCCAAAAUAACCAGCAUAAAGUGUACGUGCAGAAGCAGGAGAGAAUCUCAAGUCAGCCCUUUUUUCCCUUUCUGUGGCUCCAUAGCCCGCCCCCAGGGGCCUUGCCUCUCAGCCCAGGUGGGUGCACCCUGGUAUGUGAUUGCUGCCAUUCCUCCCUCAUGCAGCAGUGGCAGGGCUUUGAGUUGGCUAAUGUGCCAGUUCUGCAACGCCUAUAUGUGGUCCCCUUGAACGCUGGCACUUCAGGGUUGGCACCCAGAGACAGCGAAAACCACAAGCUGGAGAAAGCCGCGGCUCGUGAAGCUUGCUACCUGUGUGGCGAAGACUGCUGCAGAGAUCUUAAAGUGACCUAUUCCAAGGUUUUCAAUAGCAACCCAAGUACUAUGCACUUUCCCUUCAUAAAUCUACUGCCAUGCCCUCCCAAUGCCAAAGCUGUUAAGAACGGGAAGGUACACUGCUGUCAGACAUGCUUUAGCAUUUUAGAGGAUAUAUGGGUAACUUACAAAGCAUGUCUAAGUGAGGAGCUUAUCACCUCAGUUAAUAGCUUUUUGAGUCGGUACCACCAGGCUGUCCCAGGGGCAGCAACCCAGUCAAGUAGCCUGAGCCACCAGUCUUCCAGAAUGGGCCACAUCUCGGUUUGUUACCUAUGCGGGGUAGAGCUACCAGCAGGAAGGGAGUUUCAGCUCAGUGUGAACCCACCGGGCCGGUGUGGAGAGAGGGAGCCUUUCUUCCCCUUUUUGACUGUCCAUCCUCCCGCACCCAUGUCCAAGCCUGCUGACUCCACUGGCCUGGUGUCCACCUGUGUGCUGUGUUACCACGACCUGUUAGGCCAAUGGGUUCAGCAUGAAGGCCGAGGCAGCCAGCCAACCAGCAGCCCAUGGUCCAGGCAGUACGGCGUGGACACUUUUGUGUGCUUCUUCUGCAGACAGCAGAAGAAAAGGUGCCUGGGCUUAAAAACGGUGCAAGUGGCUCGGCUGCCGGUCUUUCUGUACGCUCCUCGGGUGAGCAAUGCUCUGGUGGUGGAUGAUGGGAAAAAAUUGACCAUUGGAUCUUGUGUGGAUUGUAAAGCUGUGGUAUUGGCUGGCCAAAACAUGAAGCAAAACUGCCUCGUGGACAGCGUCUCUCCUCCUGGGAGACACAAGCCUUCCUCUUCUGCCCUCGAGGUGGCGUCAGUGAGCAGGAAGCCCCCUGAGGCGGGUGUGUUCAACCCAGUGGGAGAGUCCAGUGAAGGAGCGAAGCCUGGGAGGUCAGGGGUCAACGUGGAUGCUCCCCCCCCCAUCACUUUGGAUGCAGAGAGCAUCGAUCACCAGCGUACAAGCAUGAGCCAUGAGCCAAAGUCACCUUCAUUAGGAAUGAUCUCAACCGCGACUCGGACCACCGCCACAGUGAGCCCCCUGACCCCGUCCCCUCUCAGUGGCUCCAUUGUGCCCAAUGGCAGCCCUGCCGCCAACAGCGCUCUGUCCAUCCAGUCGGCGCAUUCCUCCAGCUUUGCUGCCGCGCUCCGCAAACUCGCCAAACAAGCUGAAGAGCCAAGAGGGUCGUCGAUUAGCAGUGAGUCUUCCCCGGUCUCGUCUCCAGCCACCAAUCACAGCUCACCAGCCAGCACGCCCAAGCGGGGACCCAUGGGUCCCAUCAUCGUUCCCCAGGGGUGCCACAGCGUGCCAAGCACCCCUCCCGUGGUCACCAUUGCGCCUACCAAAACAGUCAAUGGGCUGUGGAGGAGCGAAGGCCGACAGGCGGAGUCAGGGUCUCGAGGAAGCAGUCGGGAUCGUCUAGGCCCAGAGCACGCCCAGCAGCAGGAGAAAGGGGGCCCCUCGGUUCCGGCCCACCUCAUCGGGAACCCCUACACCUUCGGACUGAACCCCAACUCUGUUGUUCAGGACCCACGCUUCCAGCCUCUCAAUAGCCUCCCUCGGCAGGUGCAUCAUGUGGUCCCCCCUGCUAGCGUCCCCGAGGAUUACCUUCGCGGCUUCAGACCCUACCCCAUACCCGAGGACCUCAGGAUGUCAUCGAUGCCACCCUUGGGCUUGGAUCCUGCCACUGCUGCUGCCUACUACCACCCCAGCUAUCUCGCCCACCCACCCUUCUCUGCAUAUAGGAUGGACGACUCGUUCUGCCUGUCAGCCCUGAGGUCUCCCUUCUACCCAAUGCCGGCGCCAAGCGCCAUGCCCCCCAUGCACCCCUCAGCGGUCCACAUGCACCUGCCUGGAGUGAGGUACCCCGGAGAACUGUCCCACUCCUCCCUGUCUGCACUGCAGUCCGAGCGCAUCUCUGAGAGGCUCCAGAUGGAGGACGAGCUGCGGCAGCGUGAGAGGGAGCGUGAGAGAGAACGGGAGAGGGAGCGGGAGAAGGAGAGAGAGCGUGAGGUGGAGCGGGAGAAGGAGAGAGAGCGAGAGCGUGAGAGGGAGAGAGAGAAGGAGCUGGAGAGAGAGCGGGAGAAGGAGAGGGAGCGAGAGAGGGAGCGUGAAAGGGAGAAGGAGCGGGCUCGGGAGAAGGAGCUGCAGGCCUCCAAAGCCCUUGAGAACCACUACCUGGCUGAGCUGCACGCCCUGCGUGGCCAACCAGCCGAGGACCGAGCCAAACCAGCGGAAAAACUGACGCCAAACCGGCCUGAUAAAGCCAAGGAACCUGCACUGCCAGCACCCAAGCCAGUGCAGCCAGGUCUCCACCCGGCGUCCGUCCCUUCGACCCACCUCCCCGUGCCCAGUCUCAUCUCCAGCCACAGCGGCUUCCUGCCACAUGCUGGGGUACCAGGACUGGUAGGUGGUCCCUCGGGGGCCCUGGCAACAGCCUUGCUCCUGCAACGCACCAACGAGGAGGAGAAGUGGCUGGCCAGGCAGAGGAAGAUGCGGCAGGAGAAGGAGGACCGCCAGUUUCAGGUGUCCGAGUUCCGCCAGCAGGUCCUGGAGCAGCACCUAGACAUCGGGAGACCGCCCGAGGGAGACCCGUGGAGUGAUGGCCAUCGACCUGUCCACGAAUCGAUGAUGCGGGAACAUCUUCAGCAUCUGGGGGCCCCACCGCCUCUCAUCUCCCCCAAACCCCAGCACCCCCCUCCCUCCACCAUGCUGUGGAAUCCUGCCUCCUUCGUUGACAGCAACCCUGAGCCACGUCGGGCCCACGAGCCCCUGCACCCUGGUCACUAUGAGCACGCCCGGCAGGCCCUGUCCCUGGUGAAGGGGGAGAGGCUCUACAGCUCCGAGAAGCUUGAUGAGAGCGCCAAGAGGAAGGAGAUGACGGAGAAGUACCAGCCCACCCGGGGGCCAGGCGCCCAUGAGCAGGGGGGGCAUUCCUACGGCACCUUCUUAGCAGAGCUGGAGAAAUCAGCACAGACCAUCCUGAACCAGCAGAGGGCAUCCCUGUCGCUGCCCAGCCAGUACAGCGAGCUGAGUGCCUCACACAAGGCCAGCUCCUCUCCCUACCGGAGCCACCAGGGGGCGCCACCAGGCCCUGACCCCAUGCUGGUCUACGAUGAGUUCCUGCAGCAGCACCGCAGGCUGGUCAGCAAGCUAGACCUGGAGGAGAGGAGGAGGAGAGAGGCCAGUGAGAAAGGCUAUUACUACGACUUGGAUGACUCCUAUGAUGAAAGCGAUGAGGAGGAGGUGCGAGCUCACCUUCAACGAGUCGCCGAGCAGCCGCCACUCAAGCUCGACGAAUCCUCCGAGAAGACUGGCUUCUUGCAGGUGUUUGGUCUGACGACUCGCUCUCACAAGGAGGAUCUGCUGGAGCAGAAGAGGCGGAAGAGGAGGAGGAUGCUGAGGGAACGAAGCCCCUCCCCCCUAGCCAUACAGAACAAGCGGCAGACCCCUCCUCCUCCUCUCAGCACGCGCUACACCGCCGACCAGAUGAACUGCAGCGCGGAGCUCGAGGAGAAGAAGAGAUUCCUCACCAUGUUCAGCCUGUCGCACGUUAACACCCACCAGAGAAAAGACAAUGAAAAAGUGGUGGAGCUGCUGCAAGCAAUAAAACAGAAGGGUGCGACUCUGGAUUCCAUCAAGCACUCCCCUCGCUCCCUCUGCAAGAGCCCUGCAGCUCCUCCCACUGUGGACCAGACAACAUUUCACCCACUCUCAGACUGUGAGACGCCACCCAGUGCCAGAGCAAGCACUCCUUCCCUUCCUGACGCCCAGAAAGCCAUGGACACUAGCAGGCCAGAGCAGCUCCAACCGUCCGAAGUGCCCAGACCAAAGGAAGCGGCAGCAGCAGCAGUAGCGGUAGUACCUACAUUCUCUGGUGGGGAUAAGGCCAGGCUGGGCGAGGGCCAUGCUGUGAAGAAGAACACCAGCCUCCUGAACAGCAUUCGGGCACAGAAUGCACCCAAGGAGGCCCCCCACAUCCAGAAUGGCAGGAGCAAGCCCUGGGAGAGCUUCACAGCAGAGGAGUUUGCCCACCAGUUCCACGAGUCAGUGCUGCAGUCCACACAGAAGGCCCUGCAGAAACACAAAGGAUCUGCAGCAAGACAGAUAUCCGAGCCAAAUCACAAGCUUGACUCUUUGGUCCAUUACAACAUUCCUGAGCUGCAGUCUUCUGUCAGGGCACCCCAUCCGCAGCACAACGGACAGCAUAACACCAUUGCGGCACGGAAAGAGUUAACCGUGGUGCGGGAGGAAGAGUCUGAGGAGGAAGAGGAGACCGAAGAGGAGGAGGAGGAGGACGAAGAAGCUCCUCGACCAAAAUGGCAGGGAAUCGAAGCCAUCUUCGAAGCUUACCAGGAAUAUAUUGAUGAGCACAGUAUCGAGCGGCAGGUGCUGCAGAGCCAGUGCAGGAGGCUGGAGGCUCAUCACUACAAUCUCAGUCUAACUGCAGAGCAGCUCUCGCACAGCAUGGGGGAGCUUAUGUCCCAGAAACAAAAGCUGGCCUCUGAAAGGGAGAAGCUUCAGGCUGAACUGGACCACUUACGAAAGUGCCUUGCACAACCACAGAUGCACUGGUCAAGGGGAUACUUCAAGGGGUACCCCCCCAGGUGACAUCCCUCCUACCCCAGGACCCCAGAGUAGCAAAAGAGAGUCUAUUUUAUUACCUGGAUUAUUUAAAAAAAAAGAAUUUCCACAGAGAAGGACUGAAGCUACAACAACCCGUGAAUGUGCCAUGCAUGAGCAAGACACUCCACAACCGUGUAUUAACUGGCAGAUCUGAACACACUUUAGUAACAGGAAAUACUACAGUUAAAAAAAAAAAAAAAAAAAAAAAAAAAAACCUAAUCUCUACAUGAAACUACCUUCUCAAAAUGCUUGCAUCCAAAUGUAUCAACGCUCACUCUGUGUCACGUGACUUUGAGCCAGCACCCUAUUAUAAGUAUGUCCUCCUUUUUUUGUUGCCAUAGUAUCUCAGUAUAAAGAGGCCUAGAUGGAUUUGGUUCUAGAGGAUUAAAACUUGGUACAAUGCAACAAAGUAAAGGAAAUGGAUAUAUUUGAAAACACUUGAAGACAACCACCCCUAGCUUCUCUCUGGUAAAUUAAUAUAAUACUAGAAUACUUGAGACUUUCAUCUUCUCCAAAUGGGCUUUCCACUGGAAAUGCACUUAAGAAACAACUGAAGAAUAAACUUGAGUUACUGUGUUACAAGCAACACCCUUUUCAGUUAAAGAAGGAAUAAAUGCGCAUUUUGGAAAGAUUUAAAAAAAAAAGGCAAUGUUUUAUUACAAAAUAAACAUUUUGGAAAUAAAAGAAGAAAAAAGAAAUGCUUCAGCCUUGUAAUGUACAUAAAAUUAAAUAAUUUUGUAUGUUUUUAUUACUUUUAAUUAUUGAUAUUUAAAAAAAAAACAAAAAAAAAAAAAAACAGCCUGCCAUUUAAUGUUAAUGCUUUUUAGCAACAAAAAAAAAAAAUGCUUUUAGUGUUUGUACUGCUGCUGGUCAGGAUAAAAAAAAUUGUGAAGUGUUUUAAAAAGAAAACAAUCUUUUUUUUUUCUGGUGCAUGAGCUCUCACCUCUGUCUGUGUUGCACCAGUCAAAGAUUAUUGUUAAAGACAUGCAUUACAGCCUUCCUUUCUUCCUCCUGUCAUUUAAUACAUUUGAAGAAGUAAACCAAACAAGCCCCUUGUACGAUUCAACAAAUGCAGAAGAGUUGACAUCUCUACAAAUACCUUGCUUCCACAAAGCCAUGCAAAGUAAGAGAAUGUUAGGCUAGCAUGAGUCUGUUCCCAUCUAACCCAAAGCGCUAGAGCACGUACUGGGAAACGGCUUUGCUAUCUGGUACUGCGUUGUCAUACUGCCACUGCAGCAGCACAAAUACAGUUUCUACACCCCAGACCUGUAUACAUAUCUUAGGACUCAAAACAGCAACUAUUUAAUUAGUUAACUAAUGGUGAUCUUUCUGUCCAGUUAAUGCUGAGAGAGCUAAUUAAUAUACUGAUGAAAUGAUCACUUCCAUUGAAAACAGACAACAGAAGCACAAACACCUUAAACCCAUCAUUACCAAUCCAGUUCAUACAUAGUCAUGCUGUAAAACCCAGCAUCCGAACUGAAAAGGGCAAGGUUAUUUUUUUUUGUGUGUGUGUCUUUUUAAAAUUGUUGUAAACUGCUGCCUGCCUGGAUAACAAAAUGUUUCAAACGCAUGUUCUGGUUAAUACAGUGACGAUUUCAAGAGAGCUGUUGAGGUAGCCAGGUUAGUUCAGGGGUCGCCUGCUUUUGAAAGCUGAUAUUUAUUAGGCAUGCUGCCUGCUGCAUGGACAGCUCAGUGACAUUACAGGCAUUUAAUGUUCCAUUAGUGAGAAGGGCCCAGCCUACACACUGUGCUUAGGACAGAUGUGUAGGAACUGGGUGCCUAUUAAGGUUUGCUGAUAUAUAUCUCAAAAAGUGUAAAACGUUUCUAUCAAACCACAGUAAACAAAUCCCCAGCAGCCACCUGAUUUUCACAUUUUCUAACAAAAAGCUUAACGGUUCCAAAUUGUAAUCAAUUUCUAGCAUUUUUUUUUUUUUUUUUUUUUAAAUCGGUGUUGAAUAGGUGAGCAAAUAAUUCCACAGCACUUGAAAAAGUGGAUUCUUUUUAGACACUUCAUCGCAGUUCUCUUUAGAAGCCACCAGAAACAACACACACACACAGAGUAAACAUUUACACUCUUAAAACAGCACUCCUCCUUUGUGUGAAUUAUUGAUUAUUUCUUUUAAAUCAUUCUGGGCAGUUGUGAGACUGCCCUUAAGCUGUCGGUGUAGGUCAUGUCUAAACAAACGGUAAGAUCCCCCACAUACUGGAAGCAAAAAAAAAACAAGCAAUCAAUACCCAACCAACACUUUUUAUUAAUAUUUAAUUCGUGGCCUUUCAAAUAUGUGAAUCAUGCCCCAUGACCUCUCAGUCUCCAAUUGGGGGCCAAAACCACCAGUGUUAUGUGAUCAGAAUGUUGUGGUUAAAAUUAGCCCUUAAUAAACAGAUUGGCCAUAUGUUCAAACCUAUGGGGUGCUAAUGCAUUUUGAUAAUGCUGUGUCUUUUUGGUCCAGUUCAAUAAGUAUCUCAGUAACCCCCAGUGGUUAAUGUCUGGGUAAACUCACCCCCUUGUACUUUUCAAAACCGACAGACAAAAGAAAAUCUUGUACAAUCUUAAUGUACAGCUUUAGACAUAAACAAGAUAAAAAAAAGUUGUGUUUUUUUGUUUUGUUUUUUUCUUCAGGUCUAACAUGGUGUUUCAGAUCAUGUAGCGUUCUGACACUCCAGCCCCAUGUCAGAAUGUCAAAAGGCUUCUGUGAUCCUGCUGCAAUAAGGGAGGGGGGGUGUUAUGCAGUGCCAAAUAACCACUGGGUGCAUUCUGUAGGUUUCUGUGCUUACUCCUGGCAAGCCCUAGGAUUUUUUUCCUUUUUUAUAUCAUUUUUUAACAAGGCAGCUCCACACUCGCUGACUGCAGGCUUUCGAUGUUAAAAUCCUGUACAGAAUGAGACUAGCCCUCUGAUCAGAGCAUGUGCAGCUAACACCUAUUCAGAAACCACCUUCGGAGUGCUUGUGUGUUUUAACACAGGAUCUCUCUCCGGGCUCAUCCUUCAACACCAUAAGCCCGAUACUGUUUGUGCUAAUGUUAUUUAAAUAGAAAAUUGACCUUUUGUGUGCAAAUGCUGUUUCUAAUUGGAUAAAGUGCAGAACAUAUUUAUUAUUCAUAGCUUAGCAGGGUUUCUACAAUUCCAAAUGAACGUUAAAGAAAGGAUUUUUCAGUUUUGGGUAUGUGGAUAUUUAAUGUUUCUUUGCUGCUAUUCUUGGAAUUUCACGCAUUUGUUGUAAAUAGUUUUUUUAGAAGCAGUUCUAAAUGGUUAGUUUUAAGGAUGCAAUGCUUGUACUACAAGAACAUGAGAAAUGACUAUAAUAUCUGGGGUGUAUCCACCAGAGGGCUUCUUAACCAACUGUCACUCCUGUACAAGAAAUAUGUUUGGCUGACAACCAAUCCAUGCAAAAAGAUGAGUUUAUUCUUUGUUACUACCAAGUGAACCUUUUAGGCCCAAACUAACCUACAGCCACAAACAAUUGGACACACUGUGGGAGAGGAAAGCUAAUGCACACUCAGAUGUAGGCCUUGCAUUUAAAAGGAAUUCCGAAGCAUUGUAGAGAAUCCAUAUGCCAGUUGUAAAAAUGGUCACAGCACCACACUAACAUCAAAAUGGCUCCCUCUCUCCACACCUUCCACAAUUGACUGUAGACUGAAGUAUAGGAACAUCUCAUUCAUUUUGAAAACUCAUUAUUCCCAAAGGGUUUUAAUGGACAUAAUGCUCCUGAUUGGCAACUAUGCUGGUUUAAUGUUAAGAAUGCAUUCUAAGAACGUGCCUCAGAAACAAUUUGACACCCCAUGCUUCCAUUAUGUGACAGUAAAUGCAGUACUUGACAGCAGCCCCAUUGCAAUGUCUUUUGUACUCCAAGCCUAAUUGACAAAGAACAAUUUUAACAGGUGUAAUCACGGCUUUCUAUAAAGACUUGAGAUUCUGUCACGGCAAUCAAACGCAUGGUAUGUUUUAAAGCAAUUUCUCUUAAUAUAUAGAAAUGCACAAUGAAAUAUUUUCUUUGAUUGGUCUAUAUUAAUGGUAGUUUUGCUUGUUAUGCCAAUUACUCUCCCACCCCCUUAUGUGAGGAAGAAGGAUGGUCAUUCCCGCCCCCCCCCCAAAAAAAAAAAUUAAAACACACAUUUAAAGGGCCAGUUUAGACGCUGUGAAAAAAAAAAUAAAACAUGUUUUUAAGUGUACUGGUUUGAAUUAAAUUGUAAUGUAAUAUAUUCUUUGUUGAAUGUAGUGUUUAGGUAUUUAUGAAUAUAUUGCUGUAAUUGCAGACAAAAAAAUACAACAAUAAAAAUCUUGCAAAAUGUCAAAACAAUG
Molecule: messenger RNA, 10939 nt
Organism: Acipenser ruthenus (sterlet)
Lineage: Eukaryota; Metazoa; Chordata; Actinopteri; Acipenseriformes; Acipenseridae
Gene: gse1b
Product: Gse1 coiled-coil protein b
Exons: 17
Coding region: 435-6626 (2063 amino acids)
Source: RefSeq, a predicted model, not a curated record